Molecule: messenger RNA, 2160 nt
Organism: Nicotiana tabacum (common tobacco)
Lineage: Eukaryota; Viridiplantae; Streptophyta; Magnoliopsida; Solanales; Solanaceae
Source: RefSeq, a predicted model, not a curated record
AUUAUCUUGCAGUGAAAUCAAAGAAUUAAGAAAUCUUGCGGCUUUGGGUGUCGUUCAUGUGGUAAAAUCAGAAUGGCUGCAGGAUUGUGACCGUGAGAAGAAAGAAGUUCCUGUUCUAAGGAAGCAUAUUGCUUAUGAUUUACUUCUUCCGAAAGAUCCUAUUCACUGUAGUAACGGAGCUGGAACCAGCACGAGUAUGAAAAGACAAGGAAAAUCCUAUGGGCAUACUAUAUCUUCAGAUGAACAUGCAUGGAGAGGCACAGAUUCUGGAUGUGCAAUGCCAUCAGACAAAAACAAAGAACUAGAAAAUAUGAAUGACAUUAGAACUUCUUUGAGAGAGAAUGGGGUUCAACAUCAGCCAUAUUCUUCUAAUCACAAAGAUGAGAAGCUACUGAAUGAAUCUGGUUGUGCUGUUAAUGGUAGAAAGCCAUCUAGUGUGUUCGAGGGAAGGCGGUUUUGCUUUUCAGCUUCAUUUCCCGUUGAUCGGAGAGCUGAAAUUGUUGAGUGGGUUAGUCAAGGGGGAGGAGUGGUGGUGGAAGAUCAAACUGAAACAAAUGUGCAUUUCACUGUCGAGUGUCAUGGUACGUUGUGCUCCGAGAAAGAUGGUGCUGCGGCUACUUUUGUAUCAAGUCACUGGAUUAAGUCUUGUCUGGAGGAUGGAUGCUUGCUGGAUGUUGGUAGUCACAUCCUCUAUUCUCCACUUCCAUGCCGAGUUCCUUUCCCUGCAUUCCAGAGUUUUCGCUUCUGUGUUUCGCAGUAUGAUGAGAAAGAAAGACAGUUGCUGAGAAAUUUGUGUUUUACAAUUGGAGCCAAAUUUGCUGAGAAAUUGACUAAAAGGGUCACACAUUUGUUGUGUAAAUUUAUCAGUGGCCCUAAAUAUGAGGUUGCAUGUAAGUGGGGAAUACAACCAGUCACUUGUGAGUGGAUUUAUGAGUGUAUCAAGCUGAACAAAAUUGUUUCUCCAGAUCCAUUUUAUCCUAAGGAAGUCACUUCUGAAGAUCGAGAAGCUGGGGUAUGCACAACAAGCCAGUUUCCCACACAAGCUGUUAGGAUGACAUCUGGUGAUACCUCUUCCCAGCCUCAAAGCCAGCCCCAAGAACUCAUAAAUCUGAGAACUGAAGCUUUUGCUGGUAGAAGUAUUGCAAAUGAAGAAAUGAAGCAUUCAAGUAGAUGGAAUAAGAAGGCAAGGCUCAUGGUGGUUGAAGAAACCAAUUGUUCAUUGACCUGCGUAUCAAAUGAAAAUAAUGCAUUCUGCGGGACAAAUCCCCCAGAAAAGAACAUGAUAGGAAGUACUAAAGAAGAUUCUUCUGCAGUUCCUGAUGUAGCUGCUGCUAUAGAGGAUUUAUUGGAGCAAACAAGCAAGAUCCACGAUCAAAAGUCUCCAUCAAGAAUCGAGUGUGAUAAAGAACUUUUUACAUCUGGUUGUAACAUUCUUGCUCAAGGUCAUGGAGAUCAUCAUACUACUCUUGGAUUGUCUAACGACUGGACGAACAGGUUUGAGAAAAAAGAUGAUUCCCACGGUCAUUCCGGAGAUGCAACUGCAAAUGUGUAUGAUCACUUUAGUGAAACACAGACAGACUCUCAGGUUGUUGGAUAUGCAGAAGACUUGUCUGGCAGACAAAUGAUUAUCGAUAGAGUACGAACAAGGAGUUCUGGCUUGACUUGACACGGGAUUACAGCGUCUUUUGCUGCUUAGAUCACUUACAAGUCUUCUUUAUGAGUUGAUAUUCUGAGCUCUGCCCGCUGUAGAAAUACAGCACAGUACAAUUCAGAAAGGGGUGACUGAUGACUUAAAGCCGGCACAGUGGUAGUCAAUCUUCUCUAGCUCUAAGCUAAGCUUUUCAAUCACACAAGACAAAGGAAAAAUCUUCUCAGCGCCAAACCAGGAUGGUUCUUGACCUUUCCAGCUUUAGAAUUCUGCUUCAUGAGUGCACUAAGCGAAAGUAUUCUUUGCUAGACGUUGAGGCUUUUUAAAAAAAAAAAUGUACGUGUAUUUCGUGUACGAAAUCUACAAGGCAAUGUAAUUAGGCAAAGUAAUGAUUUGAAACUUUUAUUUUUCAAAAUAGUGCUAUCUAUUUUCUCAUUGUAAAGAACCAAGAAGGCAAAUGUAUCUCAGAGGUUUAUAUGUUGUUCGGCAUGAAAUGUAGGAAGUUAUAGCUA